CUUCGCCGACUGGUUCCGGCACAGCGUCGAUUGCGACGAGAGCCUUUACAUGUCCCAGCAGCAGCAUACGUACGCGAGCAAGCUCAUCGUACACAUCCUUGCAGCUGCAGUUUCACUCACCCUCAUCACGGACACCCGGCACGGCAAGUGGACGCACUUCGCCAUGGAUUAUGGAGAUACCUCAGGCAGUGGUGGCGGCAUCCCGCUCGACACGUUCAACAAGAACACGCCACCAGGAUGGCGGCCAGGCAACGGCAAGUAA
Molecule: messenger RNA, 262 nt
Organism: Prorocentrum cordatum
Lineage: Eukaryota; Dinophyceae; Prorocentrales; Prorocentraceae
Source: the annotation of a GenBank genome assembly